AUGUCUGCUCAACAGACCCCCUCUCCCACCAAAUCCAAUGUCUCCUCCCUAUCCCUAAGUGAAACACCCUACAAACAGAACAUUGAAGACAUCGAAGACGACAUCAUCGUUGAAACCACUGUCCUCUCCCUCGCCCACGCUAUAGAAAUUGAGAAACACCUCAUCAACCAACCCGCCACCAUAGCUGGCCCCCUCACCACAUACAUUCACAUCGCUUGCACUACGCAGCACCUAGAACUAGAAAAUGCCAAGAUCACCGAUGAUGUCACCAGGUUAUCAUGCAACCACCUCCAGUGGUUAUGGAACACCACAGAAGUUGGCCGCCUGCCAGCUCCUACUCCUAUCACUGCCCCCGCUGUUCUACCUAUUUCAGCUCCAGUUGGAGAAGCACCUUCGCAACCCCUUCCUAUCCCGCCUCCCACCGAAGUCUACCAGAGAAAGACUUGGAGGGGAGCCACAAUUCAUGGCAUAAUGAAGACCAAGUCUUCUAAAGGAAAGAAGCACCAGAUCGUAGAUCUCACCAUCAAUGAGCCUGCUCUAUCAUUCCUUGCACACACCGCCCCCACCAUCACCGUCAAAAUGCCCUCACAGUCUCGCACCAUUGGCACCACAACUGACAGCAACUUUGUUUGCCAACUCUGCAAAGAGCUUAGUCAUAAACACAAGAACUGCCCCAUGUACUACUGCCGUGUUUGUAAUACCCAGAAGCCUGGGCACUUUUCUAUCUAUUGCCCCUAUGCCCCGAAAGCAGAUUUCCUGUUGGUGUAUACCGAUGAAGGCUUCUACAAAGCAUUGGCCAAAUGGGAGGCCCAGAAGGAUCAUGAGUUAGAGGUAGAAAUUGAGCACACCAAUAGGGAGUACUUGGUGCAGCCCGAGGACAACCUGACUUUUCACAAUGCCGAUGCUGACCCCAUCUACUAUGCCAACCAGGAUGAAUGA
Suillus discolor is the source of this 939-nucleotide messenger RNA. RefSeq lists its product as uncharacterized. NCBI's taxonomy places the organism in Eukaryota, Fungi, Basidiomycota, Agaricomycetes, Boletales, Suillaceae. The transcript has 3 exons. The record is from RefSeq and is a predicted model, not a curated record. Bases 1 to 939 code for a protein of 312 amino acids.